This is a messenger RNA of Ilex paraguariensis (yerba mate), 342 nucleotides long. The record is from the annotation of a GenBank genome assembly. NCBI's taxonomy places the organism in Eukaryota, Viridiplantae, Streptophyta, Magnoliopsida, Aquifoliales, Aquifoliaceae.
AUGAAUUGUUUACUCAGCGACGAUUGUUUAACCAAGCACGAAACAAAAGUGAAACAGUUUGCACUGAACUACGAACGGAUAGCAUGGAGCUGCGUCAUAGGUUCCUUCCCCGAGGAUCCGACGACUGUAACGUCGCCGGAGGAAGUGAAGGAGUGUUUUAAGAGAUUUAAUUCGUUGUUUGAUCAGGCGUACCAGAAGCAGUUUGUGUGCGUCGUACCUGAUAGUAAGCUCUGGGACGAAAUCAAAGUUUCCCUAGCCAGAAAGCUUGUUGGGGUGUAUCGAGGGAAGAAGACAGAGAAGUUGGCGUUGAAGCUUACGAAAGAAAGUGAAAUAAUUGAGUAA